Molecule: messenger RNA, 498 nt
Organism: Penicillium psychrosexuale
Lineage: Eukaryota; Fungi; Ascomycota; Eurotiomycetes; Eurotiales; Aspergillaceae
Exons: 6
Coding region: 1-498 (165 amino acids)
Source: RefSeq, a predicted model, not a curated record
AUGCAGGCGAAUAUACUCGGCCAACUCGAAACUGCGGGCACUGAAUAUUUCGAAGGGUUCGUCGCAGUACCCGGCACCCGAGCUAGGAUAGAGACAUUUCCCGAGUUUGUCCCGGUUGUGACUGCAACUGCCAUCAAUGUCGACAGCCCAUACGUUCAUGUUGUACUCAAUGAGGAGACAUUCCUUGACGCAACAGUCCAGCUCAUGACUCCAGACAACGGCGUGAGCCAUAACUUCAACAAAUAUCAUUUGGCCUGUUCACCUAUUUACAUAUCGGUAGUUGAUUCACAUUACAUCCGUGGUCAUCUGAUAGUCACUGCGGACGCCAUUCAUGCUGCGCUACAAGCGGCCCGUUUUUCCUUCGCGACCAACGAUUGGCGGUACGUGGCCAUGACACUCGAGGAAAGGAUCUUCGUUGGAGAAGGGGAGAUCUUUGUCGGACAAGACGGUCGCGUGUACAUCACAUACACUGUGAACGAAGAAUACUACUGGGAAUAA